UGGAAAAGAGGGUUUGUUGGAGUGCUGUUAGUUUAGUGCAGUGUUUAGUCCUCAAAGGCACCGAGCAAAACCACGUCGUUGUGCUUUCAGUUAGAAGGAGAAUACGUUGCAUUUAGUAGUUUGAGUUUAAUUGUGAGUUGUUGUUUUAGAUUUGAGUCUUUAGUGAUAAAUCAAGGUUAAUAAAUGCAACAGUUAUUGGUGGAGAAAGCCAUGACUGCAGACAGCAGCAACGGACUGAAUAACAAGAAUGACUGCAAAGACUACAGAAGAAAUCGACUGAUGGUCGGACUGGACCUUUUCUGCUUGUUUCUUGCUGCCCUGCCAUUUCUGAUUAUAGAGUCUGGAGCUGUGAAACCCUACAGACGUGGUUUCUAUUGUUCAGAUGAGUCCAUCAAAUAUCCUGCCAAACACAGAGACACCAUCAGCGAUGGCGUUCUGUCAGCGGCCGGCAUGCUUAUCGUCAUUCUUUCUAUCACAAUAGGUGAGAGCUACCGAAUUCGAUACCUUCACAAAAGCUCCAACACGUUUGUCGGAAACCCAUACAUCUCCACUCUCUACAAGCAAGUUGGUGUGUUCAUGUUCGGCUGUGCGGUCAGUCAGUCUUUCACCGAUAUUGCCAAAGUCUCUGUGGGCCGCUUACGACCUCACUUCCUGGAUGUGUGCCAGCCCGAUUUGACGUCAGUGAAUUGUUCCCUGGGUUACAUCACUGAGUACAGGUGCACAGGAGAUGAUGGGAAAGUUCAGGAAGCCAGGAAAUCCUUCUUUUCUGGCCAUGCCUCAUUCUCCAUGUACACGAUGCUGUAUUUAGCUUUGUACCUGCAGUCCCGGUUAUCCUGGCGAGGUGCUCGUGUUCUCAGACCGCUCUUUCAGUUCACCCUGAUCAUGAUGGCGUUUUACACCGGGCUGUCACGCGUCUCUGAUCAUAAACAUCACCCCAGUGACAUACUCGCAGGCUUUGUUCAGGGAGCUCUCGUGUCGUACUGCACUGUGUUUUAUGUGUCGAACCUCUUCAGGUCAAAAGUCAGGAGCUCUUCUUUACCAGAUGCCACCAGAAAGAUAGACCGUCUGUUAUCUGUAGACAUUAGGGAGCGGACCAACCAUCUCACUAUAGCAUAAUGCCUACUGUGACUGGAUUCAAUCAGAUUGGCUGAAGCUGAAUACAGUAGAUGUAUGUACAAGUAUAGAUGUAUAAGGAAAUUGACACCACUAUACAAUCAACAUUUAGUGCCAUCUGUGAUGUAUAACUUUAUGCUAUACAUUUUUCUCGCAGCAAACAACAACCUUUUUAUUUUCAACUGCAGGAAAUAACAUGACAGACAUGAUAUAUCUCGUAUCAUGAAGCAUACAUUAUAUACUUGAAAACUUUCCUUUUUUUAAACAACUUCCUGUGCCUCUGGAAGGAUGAUUAGUUGAAAUGAUUAAACAAUAGACAGUUACUUGUAUAACAAUGUGAAUACAGAGCAUAUUCAGAAGACUUGAAAAUCUGUAUCUAAUGUUUAAAACUGUGCAACUGUCCAUUACUCUGUUUUUGUGUACAGUGUGUUGUUUUGUGUAUAGAAAAGCAAGAUUGUCAUGUGUGAUAGUAAACAGCUUGCGAUUGAAUGGAUGGGCAGAUUUUACAGAGCUUCCUUCUGCUGGAUAGAAGGUAAAAAACAAACGCUUGCACUGUAAAAAAAUACUUUGCUACCUUAAAUUUUUUUGUUAAAUCAACUCAAAUUUACAAGUUAUGUCAACAGAGAUGAAUUGUCACAACUUAUAAAAUAUAGUUGAGAAAAGUCAACUUAAUAUUAUAAGUUAUAACAACUUGCCUGUAGUUGUAACAACUCAUCUCUAGUCAAGAUAAAUAAUAGUAAGUUGAAAUGACUUGUAAAUUUGAUUUGAUUCAACAAAAAUUUUUAAGGCAGCAAAGUAUUUUUUACAGUGUGUAAAUCUUUGUAAUUCUGAAGUUUUGUUUACAUACAACGUUUAAAUGCAGAAACCAACAACUUGUAUCUAUGUUUGUGUUUUGCUUUGUAUUUAGUGGCACUGCUAUACCAAACCAUUUUCAUAAAGUGCGUAUAAAUAGCACGCGGUCUGUAAAGUUGUGUAUUGCCAAAUUUCAGUUUUGGGUGCAUAUGAUACGCCAGUCUUUCCCGUUAACUUAAUACAGUGCAUCUUUUCGUGUAGUUUUAUGUAUUUAUUUUUAUUAAACCAUUGUAGCUUGGUGUUGGAUUUUUUUAGAUUUUCUUUAGGAUGUCAUUUAGGUUUCUCCAUGUUUUUGUAAAUUUUUUUAAACCAUGGUCACUUUGAGUUGGGGUUAGAAUUGGGGUUUGGCUUAGGAUGUCAUUUUAUGUAACAAAAAGCUGUUCUAACCUCAAACCUAAGUGACAAUGGUAAAAAAACUGAAACGAAGACGAAAAGAUGUGCCGUAUUAAAGUGCACCUAUUUCACUGCUAUAAAACAAUGUUAUUUUGUGUAUUUAGUAGGGAUGGGCAUGAUUAAUCGACGAUCGAUAGUUGAUCGUUAAGAAUUUAGUCGAUGACGUUAAUUUGUUAUUGAUGAAUCGAAUCCUUUUUUUUAUCUAAUGCAGGUUGCGUUGCCUAGCGUAGCGUGUGUCUUGAAGCAAUUAAAUUAUGGCGCUUUUGCAUAGUACCCCACGGUUUAGUUUAGUUUGGGUCGGGUCAGCUCACCUCACUUUGGCGUGGUUAGCUUUUCCAUCGAGUUUAGUAUCGCUUCGGAGUGGGAGGGAUUAUAGGCGUGUCGUUAUAUUUACGCUGCCUACUGCUGUGACAUCAUACACGUGAGAGCGUUGUUGUACAUUCCCAUACAUUCAUUUAUUUCUCAGUCUGCCACAAAAUUAAAAUUGGCCACCACAAAUAGAUGUUUGCACAUCGCGUUUAUAACUACCUCUGUCUCACAUGACAGUUUCUGUUCAAACACCCGACCCGUGGCGUCAGUCGACGGCGCUCCGCUGAGCCUCAUUCAAGUUGCAUAUAAGCAUAUAUAAUGCGGACGUGCACGUCGCGAAUGUGCCGCCACAAACUGCAAGUCUGGAAAAACUGUUAUGGUUUCCCGGAUUCUCAACCUGCGGAUGUUUUUCAUCGCUAAAAGGGUGUUUGGAAACUUAUAGCAGAACACAGAUAACAACAUGUUUGCAUGAGACAGCGCAAGCUAGCAGUAAGCUAAAGCUAAUAUUUACAUUAUAGCGAUGACGUGACGAUUCUCUCAGACCAAUCAGUGAUCUACAGUGUUUUCGCGUCACGUUUGGUAUCAGCUCGGGUCGCUUGGGACCCCAACCGAGGUGGUACGAAAAAAAGUAUCGGGUACUACGUACUGCACCCAAUGGAAAAGCUCCCAAAAGUAAGCUGACCCG
Paramisgurnus dabryanus is the source of this 3352-nucleotide messenger RNA. Its product is annotated as phospholipid phosphatase 3-like. NCBI's taxonomy places the organism in Eukaryota, Metazoa, Chordata, Actinopteri, Cypriniformes, Cobitidae. Gene Ontology annotation, biological process: phospholipid dephosphorylation; cell-cell adhesion; phospholipid metabolic process. Gene Ontology annotation, cellular component: plasma membrane. The record is from RefSeq and is a predicted model, not a curated record. Gene Ontology annotation, molecular function: phosphatidate phosphatase activity.